AGGUACCGUUGCGUUCGAGGAAUCUCCGUUGAUGAUACACAUAACGCCACACGAUACAAUCUCAAGCUGGCGACGGUUACGGUUUUGAACGAGAGGGACACGGGUGUUCCAGCAGGUGGACGAAAUUCAGUUACUAUAGAUGAAUCCACCUUCCUACUCAGUGGGACCAUGACUUCUGCAGAUGUAGAGAAACUUUUUCACGAAAUCCAAAGCGUGGUACCCGAAUUCAAUCUCAAGCAAAUAUUUACCGACGAAGCGCCGUGCUUUUACAACGGUUUCCGCUUGGUGUUUCCUCAUUCGCAAUCCAAACUUCACUACUGCAGAUGGCACAUUGAGAGGACGUGGCAGAGAAACGCAGUUGAAUUAAUUGAGGGAGUUUAUGAAAUUAUUAUAAUUAUCAGUGAUGCGCCUCAAAUCCAUAAUAGAUUGAAGAAGAUGCUGAGAGAUCUCUUCAAGAUGGAAGAGCUGCCCGCGUUCCAAAUCGGGGGCCAGGGUCACAUGGAGGAUUACUUGAGGCGGAACUAUCUGGGUACAAGGCUUAAUUGUGAUAAUUGCUCCUCAACUUAUAGAAACCCUGUA
Ostertagia ostertagi is the source of this 579-nucleotide messenger RNA. The record is from the annotation of a GenBank genome assembly. Lineage: Eukaryota; Metazoa; Nematoda; Chromadorea; Rhabditida; Trichostrongylidae.